Messenger RNA from Pyricularia oryzae 70-15, 3073 nucleotides. RefSeq lists its product as uncharacterized. The transcript is spliced from 7 exons. Lineage: Eukaryota; Fungi; Ascomycota; Sordariomycetes; Magnaporthales; Pyriculariaceae. The record is from RefSeq and is a predicted model, not a curated record. Bases 382 to 2499 code for a protein of 705 amino acids.
CCCGUCUCUCACCCUGGAAUGCUCACUUGCUGACGUUCAUUUUGGAUAUUCCCCCUUUGGCAGCGGUGGUGGGUUGUGCCACGGUGAUACCCAGCCAAGCCCCAUCAUCUCCCAAUUGGGAAUUCUAAGCGUCAUCAUGUACGACACAAUUCGUAACAUUCUGGAGUCGCCCCUUCCGUUUGCCCAUGGAUGGCGGUUGAUCAUUUACUUUAAUUCUUUUCACCGCUUUCGACUUUGAGGUGCUUUUCUUUUUCUUCCCGUGUGCCAGAAAUCUGGGUCCAAACAUACGCAAAUUUGAUUUCAUUUCACUUGAUUCUCACCCUGAGUUCACAUUCGAAUCGGCGAAAAGGGAUUUUCGGUCCGUAGAGAUCGCGAAAAGCCAUGUCCAUCAAUACCGGUGUCCAUCUCCGGGACCUAGUCCCGGAGCCGGCAAUCACGCACCCGGACGCCAACCAGCACCAAGCCUCGAGCAUGCGCGAGGUGCCAAGUGAUUCGCACGCCCUAGCAGUCUCCGAUCCAGGCGAGAACAAGGGGGCUGCGCAGGUUGGACACAGCCAGGAGCAGCUUGUCGACUUGGGAUGGCAGAGUGACCCCAAGGAGAUACCGGACAAUCUGAUUGCCGGCAUUGACAAUGAGGACCUCUGGACGUUUGUGCGGAGGUUUGACAAGCAAGUCUUCUUCCUGAAGGAAACGUCUGAUGCUCUGGUUGGUGGAUUAGAUCUAUACCUGGCCGACGGGGCCGAGUUCUCUGCCAACAAGCUCCGCAGUCAGUUCGAGAGGCUAUACAUGGGCAUGAUAGUAGGGCUCAUUGCAUCAAUCAAACAUGUCGCCCGACUAAGGUCGUGGCGCGAACCGAGAAGAACUGGAGCCUUUUGCGCAGCAUACCUCACCGCAUGGGCACUCAACAUGCUCUACCCCCUCCUUUUCGCCUCGCUCAUCACCCUGAUCGUCUCGGAGCGCGCCCGUAGCCUUGCCUUCCCACCCGCUCCUGUGUCCCUUGUCGACAGGCACACGGGCGGUCCCACAAAGCCCGAGGCGGGCGUGCUCGGAUCCAUCGAGUCCGCGACCGGCGCCCCGGAGCAUAGCAAAGGCGAAGCGGUCGAGAACGAGGCCAGCAAUUUUGUGACGGGAGUCGCGGGAAUCGCCGUGAACACGCUGACCGCCCAAGACCCCAAGAGUCAGCCCGAUAACGAGGAGGGCGAGAAGCACAUCACCGAUGACAUGCCUGAACCAGAUGAGGCAGCCACUGCUAUUGCGUCAGCCAAGGACAAGGCAGCUGGAGUGCCGAAGCCAUCGCAGGACAAGACAAAGCAGCCCAUGGAGACGCUCAUGUGGUCCAAAAUGAGGCCGCUGCUGCACAUGAUGACGUUGACCUCGGACACGUACGAGCGAUUUGCAAACGCAUUGUCCCCGUCUCCGCCCUUUCAUCCGUACCUGCAUAGGCUGCGUCUUGCCUCAACUGUGGCGCCAUUGUUUCUCGCAUCCCUAUUUAUGUCGGCACACACAGUGAACAAAAUUGUGUCCUUCGCAUUCGGCUUUGUCUUCUUUGGUGACCCUGUCAUCACUCCUAUGACUAAUUGGCUCGACUGGGCGUACCCCAACUGGAGAAAAGUAUUGCAUAUUAACAACACACUCCUCAAAGGCGUCCCAACCAACGCACAAGUUGCCAUCACCCUCCUCCGCCAUGCUGAGGCCAACCGUUGCCCCUUACCACCUCCACCACAAAUCACCGGCCCACCGCCAAAGGAGCCGAUCGACCUGGAUGAUCCGCACGUGAUCGAAGCUGCGCCGGGCGGAGACCAGCCUCUGGCUGCCUCGGACCGGGACCUCGACGACGCGGCCGAACGCGAUGACGAAAAGUUGGAUCGCGCAGGAGGUGAGGAUCCGGAACUCACGUCGACACAGAACAAGCACAGCGGCAAGGCCAGCAAGCUUCUCGGCUUGCUCAGGGGAGGUACCAAGGCCGGGGUGAAGGCUGGCCUAGUGGUCAACAAGGCCAGGUCAAAGAUCGGGACGAACAAGGAGUCUGCCAAGAACAGGCUCGGAGCCGUGCCAGACAAGGAAGAAGGACGCAACAAACACAGUGAAGGAGGCCCGGUGAGGUUCUCUGGCCGCUGGCAGGGGAAGGAGGGGUUCAUCUGCGUGGCGUGGCAGGGCGGGGAGCCGGUGGUUUCGUUUUCGGACAUCAAGACGGCGACUGCGGCACGGCGGGCUGCAGGGGAGGAUCCAGACGGGCCUGGUUCCAAUGACGCGGAUUUAAUGCAGAUGGACCCGGCCUGGACUGUGGCCGUGGGACAGAUCACAGAGCUGAAAAAGCACGCUGGUUUUGGGGUGAAGAGCAAGCUGGCCAUUGGAUGGGCGCUGGAGCGGGACAUCAACGACGGCCUCGAGAUCAUUGACAGGUCGGGAGAGUCCAAGGUGCUGACGGCGGUACCGAAGAGGGAUGAGCUUUUUAACAGACUAUGUGCUAUGGGAGGACAGAAGUGGGAACUGUGGUAGCUGCUCUCCGUUUUUGACAGGAAGCUGGCAGUAUGGGCGAUCCGUUGCGGCGAUAUGACUUUAUGCGAUUACGGCCUUGUACAGAGAUGAGCGCUGAACCAAGUUUGAAAAAAAGGCAGAGAAUUUUGCCUGCACGAACAGUGAGCCACACAGGAUUGCCAUUGAGCUCAAGUAUGAUGCAGCAGCUUUCAUAUUUUCAAUCGAAACUCUCUUGCGAUGAUCUUGCCUGUGAAUCCGGGUAGAAGCACUUGGUCUUUUCUCUGGUAUCCUUUGCUUUGCUGCCACUUUUGUUUGAUGGUUGUGAAUUCUGGAGCGUUUUGAGAGAUGCGUUAGUCCAUGCCUUCCGGAUGCCGCCGGCCCGUACCUGGUCAAGAGUGUCAUCAGAGAGCUGUACUCACCCCCCAUGGUAGGCACGCGAUGCCCACCGGCCUCGAACUCGUUCUGCGUGAAGCCUUCCCUCUUCAAGACGGGCGAGUCGACCGUCUUGAGCACCAGAUCGUUCUGCGGCCUGGCAAAAUACAGCAGCCCCAGCCGGUCGACGUGGCGCUGGUCCUUGGGCGGCAGCGUGACCCUG